UAUGAAACGUCAACAUGAUCGUGAUGGAAUUUGUUAAUCAAAUUGAAAUAUUCCACUAAAUUGUGUAUUUUAAAUGCUAAUAAGUGUUUGUUUGAUCAAAAAUUACACAAGUGAGUUGUAUCAGUACAAGGAGUGCAGUGCAAAUAUGUAGCUAAGCUAGCGAUCGCGCGCAGCAACGUAGUUUUUCUAAGUGUUGAUAGUUCUCAGCUGUACUUGAAGUAAGAGGCAGAAUGUCGCUCCCUGGAAAUGGAAUCUUCGUGGUGCAGGGGGAGAUGGCGAUGCUGGUCACGGCGAUGCGGCGGAGCACUCGCUGGGGCUCGCAUUCCUUCCCUAAUGAGGAGUACGACGUCCUUAUGCGUACCUUUCAAGAUCUCAAAACUAUACUGAACCAAGUGGACGAUCUGAGAUUGCUGGACCCUCCGACGUAUCUAGGUCCGUUUCUGGAAGUAAUCAGAAGCAAGGAGACAACGGGACCUGUGACUAGCCUUGCACUGUCUGCUAUAAACAAGUUUUUAUCAUAUGGACUGAUUGAUCCAACACAUCCUAGUGUGCCAGCCACAGUGGAGGAUAUCGCAGAUGCGGUUACGCACGCACGUUUCGUCGGCACCGACCAUUCGUCGGACGGCGUCGUGCUUAUGAAAAUUUUACAGGUUCUGCGCACACUAAUGCUAAGUCCAGAAGGCGCUAUGUUGACAGACGACAGUGUAUGCGAGAUCAUGCUGAGCUGUUUCCGCAUAUGCUUUGAAACUAGACUUACAGAGCUCCUCCGCCGCAACGCCGAGCAAUGUCUCCGCGACAUGACGCAGCUGAUCUUCAUGCGUCUGCCGCAGUUCCCCGCCGAGGACAACGCCGCUUUUGCAGCCGCCGCUCUCUCGCUCAAUAAGAGAGAGAAGCCUAAGAAGAAGAUUACUUCCGCUAAUAGCACCAACUCUCUGGAAAGAAAAUCAUCAAUGACAGAACCUGUCAGCCCGACUGUUGAACCAGAAUCAGACACAGAAGCAGCUAAAAAAGACAAUCUUCGAAAUAGCCAAGACAAGAACCUAAUAAACGAAGCGGAAAUCACCAUAGAGCCAGUAGAGUCAAUCAAGAGCCCUAAGAAACAUACACGUCACUCGUCUAUGGAUCUCGCGACCACAGACAACUCGUCCAUAGCGCAACUAGUCGAAAAAUGCGUCAGCGCCGAUGAGACGGAGAGUGAGACACCCGAGGAACCUGCUGAAGUUCUACCUCCAGAAUCAGACCCAGACGGCACAACUCAGAGCAAACCAGCUGAUGAGUCAGAAAAGCUGGAAGAAUACGUGAACCACCGCGGCAUACGGUUCACUCAGCAAGAAGACGCUCAGGAUUUACAGCCGUAUGGACUAGCGUGCGUUCGAGAAGUUUUUAGGUUCAUAAUAUCGCUAUGCAACCCCCUAGAUACCCAAAAUACUUCCGGAAUGGUACACCUAGGGCUCUGCUUAGCUGGUACCGCGUUAGAAGUGGGCGCCGAUCAGUUGGCACGGUACCCUUCUCUGCUGUAUCUAGUGAAGGACCCGCUGUGCAGAAAUCUGCUUAGUUUGCUAAGCACAGAGCGUAUAUCAAUCUUCGCCCUGGACCUGCAAAUAACGUUCCUCCUGUUCGAAGCCCUCCGCUUCCACCUUAAGUUCCAGGUGGAAGCGUUCUUCAAGAAGGUCAUAGAAAUCGUCUCCAUGGACGUCUCUAAAGCGAACUACGAGCUCAAGGAAAUACAACAUCUGACGCUGGAGAGCUUGGCGCAGAUAUUCAGAAUACCAGGUAUAUGCAACGAGUUAUACCUAAACUACGACUGCGAUAUAUACUGCAUGAACGUCUUCGAAGAGAUGACCAAGUUGUUGUCAAAGAACGUGGUCUCAGCGACUGCGUAUAAUAUACACACCUUGUCGCUAGAGGCGCUCAUGACGAUAAUAGAAGCUAUUGAGAUGAGCAACCCUAAGGAGAGCGAGACGGAAGUCGUGGUUGAGGAGGAGGAUAAGGAAAGGUAUAGUUUUUGGGUGACGCAAGGCACGGAACUCUUCAACCAGAAACCGGAGCGAGGGAUUGAGUACUUACAAGAGCACGGAGUCCUAAAAACGCCAUUGGAUCCCGAAGAAGUUGCGCUUUUCCUACGAGAAAACCCAGAUUUGGACAAAAAAAUGAUUGGUAAGCAAGAAAAACUUUGGCAACAUACAACAAACGGCGAACCUUUCGCCAACACCGACGCUGCCUUCCGUCUCGCUUACGCCGUGAUCAUGCUCAACAUGGACCAGCACAACCACAACGCCAAGAAACUCAACGUCCCCAUGAAUGUUGAGGAUUUCGUCAAGAACCUGAGAGGGUGUAAUGGCACUGGAGAUUUUGAUCAAGCCAUGCUUGAAGCUAUCUUCCAUUCUAUCAAGAACGAAGAGAUGGUGAUGCCAGCGGAGCGCGUAGGCCCCGUGCGGGACGCGUACCUGUGGCGCGUGUUGCAGCGGCGCGGCAACACGGCCGCCGGCCGCUACCGCGCCGGACACACUGCCAGGCUGCUGCCCGUCGCCGCUCCGCCACAACGGCGCGGCAACACGGCCGCCGGCCGCUACCGCGCCGGACACACUGCCAGGCUGCUGCCCGUCGCCGCUCCGCCACAACGGCGCGGCAACACGGCCGCCGGCCGCUACCGCGCCGGACACACUGCCAGGCUGCUGCCCGUCGCCGCUCCGCCACAACGGCGCGGCAACACGGCCGCCGGCCGCUACCGCGCCGGACACACUGCCAGGCUGCUGCCCGUCGCCGCUCCGCCACAACGGCGCGGCAACACGGCCGCCGGCCGCUACCGCGCCGGACACACUGCCAGGCUGCUGCCCGUCGCCGCUCCGCCACAACGGCGCGGCAACACGGCCGCCGGCCGCUACCGCGCCGGACACACUGCCAGGCUGCUGCCCGUCGCCGCUCCGCCACAACGGCGCGGCAACACGGCCGCCGGCCGCUACCGCGCCGGACACACUGCCAGGCUGCUGCCCGUCGCCGCUCCGCCACAACGGCGCGGCAACACGGCCGCCGGCCGCUACCGCGCCGGACACACUGCCAGGCUGCUGCCCGUCGCCGCUCCGCCACAACGGCGCGGCAACACGGCCGCCGGCCGCUACCGCGCCGGACACACCGCCAGGCUGCUGCCCGUCGCCGCUCCGCCACAACGGCGCGGCAACACGGCCGCCGGCCGCUACCGCGCCGGACACACUGCCAGGCUGCUGCCCGUCGCCGCUCCGCCACAACGGCGCGGCAACACGGCCGCCGGCCGCUACCGCGCCGGACACACUGCCAGGCUGCUGCCCGUCGCCGCUCCGCCACAACGGCGCGGCAACACGGCCGCCGGCCGCUACCGCGCCGGACACACUGCCAGGCUGCUGCCCGUCGCCGCUCCGCCACAACGGCGCGGCAACACGGCCGCCGGCCGCUACCGCGCCGGACACACUGCCAGGCUGCUGCCCGUCGCCGCUCCGCCACAACGGCGCGGCAACACGGCCGCCGGCCGCUACCGCGCCGGACACACUGCCAGGCUGCUGCCCGUCGCCGCUCCGCCACAACGGCGCGGCAACACGGCCGCCGGCCGCUACCGCGCCGGACACACUGCCAGGCUGCUGCCCGUCGCCGCUCCGCCACAACGGCGCGGCAACACGGCCGCCGGCCGCUACCGCGCCGGACACACUGCCAGGCUGCUGCCCGUCGCCGCUCCGCCACAACGGCGCGGCAACACGGCCGCCGGCCGCUACCGCGCCGGACACACUGCCAGGCUGCUGCCCGUCGCCGCUCCGCCACAACGGCGCGGCAACACGGCCGCCGGCCGCUACCGCGCCGGACACACUGCCAGGCUGCUGCCCGUCGCCGCUCCGCCACAACGGCGCGGCAACACGGCCGCCGGCCGCUACCGCGCCGGACACACUGCCAGGCUGCUGCCCGUCGCCGCUCCGCCACAACGGCGCGGCAACACGGCCGCCGGCCGCUACCGCGCCGGACACACUGCCAGGCUGCUGCCCGUCGCCGCUCCGCCACAAUAUACCAGGAGUGAGAUGGUGACGCCAGCGGACGUAGGCCCCGUGCGGGACGCGUACCUGUGGCGCGUGUUGCAGCGGCGCGGCAACACGGCCGCCGGCCGCUACCGCGCCGGACACACUGCCAGGCUGCUGCCCGUCGCCGCUCCGCCACAAAUAACCGCCCUCUCAGCAGCCUUCGAGCGCUCCUCCCCGCCAUCUACCGACGACAUCCUAACCAACAACCUACAGAACGCCGCCAUUUUAGCGCUUUGCGGCAUCGAACGCUGCGCGGCGCUACUGUCGCGCUUACCACCGGUCCCGCCCACGUUAACUGUGGACACUUUGUUGCUGACGCUGUGUAAAUUCACGGCUUUGCUGCCGCCACAGCCGCACAUGCAUCAUCAAGCUAUAGGAGUAACACUAGGGCAGUCAACCAAAGCGCAACUAGCACUGCGUCGCGCAUGCUCCGUGGCCGCGCGACACGCCGACUGCGUCCGCGACGCGUGGCGCCAUCUGUUGGAGAUCGUGCACACUUUAUACCUAGGCAGACUGCUGCCUAAGAGCUUAGUAGAAGCGGAGGAUUACCUGUCAUCCACUGGGACUGUGUCUUUAAUACGUGACGUUAAUAGAGGAUCAGAAGCAGGCCUGCUCUCUAGUCUAUACUCCUACAUAGCGUUGGGAGAAACAGGUAUGCGGACUCCCACGCCACACGAGAAGGCGCUAAUCGACACAGCCACGGAGUGCGUGGAGAAAUGCAACCUUCCCGGCCUGCUCAUCAUGGAGACCAAGUUCCUGCAGCUAGAGAGUUUGCAGGAACUGAUCCGCGCCAUGGUGACAGUGGGCGCCCCGCCGGACGCUGAAGCGUUGCAAGCGAACCCGCAGGCGGAAGAUGUCGCUGUAUUCUUCCUGGAGUUGUUAGGGCACACCCUUAUACAGAACAGCUCUGAGACUUGGGAAAGAGAUCGUGCCUUAGAAGUGUGGCCCGAAGCUUCAUCCCACUUCACUCGCGUCCUCCUCUGGGCCAUGAGUCGCCCCGCCCCCACGCCAACAAGAGUCCUGACCACAUUACUGCGCACUUGUGCCCGCCUCAUGCGCUCUGAAGUGUGCUGCGCGCGAGCCCUCGCACAUCUACACACGCUGUUCCAACUGCCGCAUACUGUCUUCACGAGACACGCCGUCGUGAUAUCCUGCGGCCUGUACGAGCUAGUAAAGACCUCUGCACAAAACGUUCACACUGCCGAGGAGUGGCAGGUGGUGUUCUCCCUGCUCUGCGCCGCCGGCGCCGGCGCCUGGCCCGCGCACAUAGCGCCCUCUGCCAACAACACUGCUUCCAGUCGGUCCGAAGGUUCGGAGGAGGAGGGAGAGAGACGGCCUACAUCAGCCUCGUCUGACAGCGAACUGUCUCAAUCGCCACGCGCUCAUGGGUGGAUAUUGGUCAAAAAUGAGGCCACAACUCCCGACUCAGACUUCGACACGGACCAGCUAACGUUCCUCCCGUACAAACGAGCAGCGUUAUCGCGCUGUUGCGAGGCUCUAGCACUAGUGGUGCGCGACGUCGCGCACGUGACGCCGCACAACUGCCGCGCCGCCGUCAGAGCCGUCAGGAUAUUCGCGCACGCCACUCUCACUAGAGCUAAACAGAAGAGUAAGACGGAGAGGAGAAAGCGGCCGGGCUCCGCGCGCCGAGGCAGUUACGAAGAUAGCAGCGAAGAGGAGGACGACACUCAGGACCAAUACCACAUGGUCAGUUUGCAGCUCCUAGACCUUAUGCACACGCUACACAGCCGGACAGCGCAAAUAUUCAAGUGGUGGCGAGACGAAGCUGACCAGGAACAAGGUGCUGAGGAAUACGACUUAUGGGAAGUGGCAUGGAAGCCGUUGUUGCAGGGUAUCGCCGAAUUUUGUACAGACAGAAGGAAACAAGUGGCGAACAGUGCCAUAGCAUACCUCCAACGUGCGCUCUUAGCGCCCGGCCUCCACGCCCUAGGAGGCGCCCGGUGGGAAGCUUGCUUCGCCAAGGUGUUGUUCCCUCUGCUCGACUCAGUGGCCCCCGCGCACGCUAGCCGCGCUAAUACUAUACUGUGCAAGGUGUUCCUUCACCAUCUCUCCGCUUUAUCACCUCGACCAACGUUCGGCGCGCUCUGGCUUCGCAUAGUGUCAGUGCAGCGGGCCCUCCUCUCGACACCCCUGGACCCACUCACCGAAGCGGCCCUGGAGUCGCUCAAGAACAUGAUAUUGGUCAUGCACUCAGUGCGGAUAUUCACAACUGCGGACGGCUACAAUGACCUCUGGUACAUCACGUGGGAGAAGAUCGGAGAGUUCCUGCCUAAUCUGAAAGACGAGCUUUUCCCUGAAGCAAAAACCACCAAACCCACACAACCUCCUUCUGCCCCUGCGCCCCCCACCAUCCCACAGCCGCCACAGAUCUCCCCCACACACUCACCAACUCUCCAACCUUCGCCCCCCACCCUACAGCCUGCACUGAAUGGCACCCCACAGCUGGUAGCGCCGGUGCCAGUCAUGCCAGUCAGUGGCAUGGUGCCUAUAAGGAACCCACUAUACGAUCAGACUGGACUGAGUGCUUCAGUGUUGCUACAACCUUUAAAUGAGAUGGUCUCCACACCAAUAGGAAUAUCCCUUCAGUCACAAAUACCAACACUCUACCGCGCCCCCGAGCAGAUACCUCAACCACAACCGGUACCACAACAGGUACCAGCCCCACAAGUACCACAACAGGUACCAGUCCCACAAAUACUACAACAGGUACCAGUUCAAGUACCACAGGUACCAGUUCAACAAGUACCGCAGGCUCCACUUCAGCAAGUACCCCACGUGGUACCACUAACACAAGUCUUAUCACACCCAAUACCACCAGUACCUCUCCCUCAACCUUCACAAGUAUCGGUACCUCAACCGACCAAUCCCGUACCUCAAGUACCGACCAAUCCGGUACCUCAAGAACCACCAAUUCCUCCAAAUGACCCAAAGCCAUCCAUAGUAGAUUUAAACUACGACAUAAUCGAAGUAACUAAAUUAAAACAGAGCGAACUCUUCGCCGAAUAUAUGACGAACCCGUACAAUGACACCACAAUAUCUCCCAAAGAGGCAACUCUAUACGAUCCUGAGGACCCUAAACCCCUCUUAGACAAGAAAUCCCUGAGCGCAAACGCGACACCUAUGCAUAUAAAGAAGACACAGUUCGGUUCCACAGACAAUGUGACACAGAGCUUUAACUUCACUAGCUACUUCGGUUCGGUCAAUGAGUUAGUCACAGGGUCGGACGUAUUCGACAGUUUGACCGGCGAAGGAUAGCUUGAGUGUGAUUUUGGGACUUGGUUGUAAAUAGUUACCUAGCCAACGUCACAGUCGAUUACGCUUCGUAAACUCUCGCUAUGGCUCUUCUGUAGUGGUGGGUAUAGGGUUGCAAAUAGAAAAAAAAACA
Leguminivora glycinivorella is the source of this 7446-nucleotide messenger RNA. RefSeq names its product Golgi-specific brefeldin A-resistance guanine nucleotide exchange factor 1 (gene garz). Gene Ontology annotation, molecular function: guanyl-nucleotide exchange factor activity. The record is from RefSeq and is a predicted model, not a curated record. The transcript has 51 exons. Gene Ontology annotation, biological process: regulation of ARF protein signal transduction. The coding region runs from base 231 to 7316 and encodes 2361 amino acids. Lineage: Eukaryota; Metazoa; Arthropoda; Insecta; Lepidoptera; Tortricidae.